AUGUCGUCCACCAUCGAAUCCGCCAAAAUGAGAGCCGCCUACCGGGCCGUCGACGAGAACCUCCCGGACAACGCCAAGGUAGUUGGCAUCGGCUCCGGCAGCACCGUGGUGUAUGUGGCCGAGCGGUUGAGCCAGCUCGCCAACAAGGACAGUUUUGUGUGCAUCCCCACCGGCUUCCAGCUGAAGCAGUUGAUUCUCGACCACGGGCUCCACGUGGGCACCAUCGAGCAGUACCCCUCGCUCGACAUUGCGUUCGACGGGGCGGACGAGUGCGACGACAAACUCAACUUGAUCAAGGGCGGCGGCGCGUGUCUCCUCCAGGAGAAGUUGGUGGCCGAGGCCGCCGCGACAUUCAUCAUCGUGGCCGACUACCGGAAAAAGUCGCGUGCCUUGGGCACGGAGUGGACGCAGGGCGUGCCCAUCGAAAUCGUGCCCAACGCCUACGCCAAGGUCACGCUCGACUUGAAGAGAUUGGGCGCCCGGAACGUCGACUUGCGCCAGGGCGGCAAGGCCAAGGCCGGGCCCGUGAUCACGGACAACAACAACUUCUUGAUCGACGCGGACUUCGGCCCGAUCGCGGACCCCCGCGGCUUGCACGCCAAGAUCAAGAGCUUGUGCGGUGUGGUGGACAGUGGCCUCUUCACGAACUUGGCCCGCAAGGCCUACUUUGGCGAGCAGGACGGCGCCGUGUCCAUGUGGCUGGCGUAG
Molecule: messenger RNA, 708 nt
Organism: Metschnikowia bicuspidata var. bicuspidata NRRL YB-4993
Lineage: Eukaryota; Fungi; Ascomycota; Pichiomycetes; Serinales; Metschnikowiaceae
Gene: RKI1
Product: ribose-5-phosphate isomerase
Exons: 1
Coding region: 1-708 (235 amino acids)
Biological process (GO): D-ribose metabolic process; pentose-phosphate shunt, non-oxidative branch
Cellular component (GO): intracellular membrane-bounded organelle
Molecular function (GO): ribose-5-phosphate isomerase activity
Source: RefSeq, a predicted model, not a curated record